UGUUUUCCUAGCGGAAACGCGGCGGAGGAGGCGGCGGCUUAAUCGGAGCGGAACGUGGGUUGAACGUUGCGAGCCGAGUCGGGUGGAAGCUCAACCUGGAACGGGAGUUCGGCCCGACCGGGGACGGAGGAGUGUGUCCCGAGAAGGGUUCAUUGAAAAAUCCUUAGUGAUAUUGGCAUGUUUCAAGUGACAUAAAUUAGCCAAUGACUCGGAAUGAUGGACUCUCUGAAGAGUGGAAAUGGUUUGCCAGUGAUUGGACCAGGGCCUGGCAUAGGGAGAGCCUCACUUCCCAUGCUGGGGUACUUGGGAAAAAGCUAUGAUUCAGCUAAAGCAGCACCAGAUGGACUCUGCCCUGCGUGUAAAGAGAAGGGACAGUUAAAGGCCCUGAAGCCUUACCGGAUUAGUUUCCAAGAGUCCGUCCUCCUGUGUGAGGAUCUGCAGUGCAUUUAUCCUUUGGGCUUUAAAUCACUUAAUAAUCUAAUUUCUCCUGAUUUGGAAGAUUGCCACACUGCAAAGAAACCUCAAAAAAGAAAGAUUUUGGAAAAUAGCUGUAAGGAUGUACCUCUUUUAGCAAAUUCCAAAAAGCCUAGGAAUCAUAUUGCCACUGAGGGUGAACAGAUUUGGAAUAGGAGGCAUGGAGAAGUGCAUGAUGAAGGCUCCUCGGACGUCCCAGGCAGCAGUGCUCACUCGGAUCCUGUUAGAACAGCUUGUUUCUUGGAGCAGAAUGAGACUUUGGACACUGGUAAUGUUGACGUGACUGCGGAGGAAGAUCCAGCUCCUGCUGCUGCUGCUGCCCCUGCCCCUGGGCCUGGGGAGACACGUCCUCUCACUGAACGCUCGAUGGUAGAAGCGCCAUCAGAGAGCGGACGCUUACCCCUUUGCCAGGCUUUGUGCGUCCAGUGGAAGAAUACUCAGUCUCUCUGUUGGCUAGACUGUAUCCUGUCAGCUCUGGUGCACUUGGAAGGGUUAAGGAACACCGUGACUUCACUGUGCUCCGAGGAGAAAUGCAUAUUUUGGCGGUUAUUUGGAAAAUAUAAUGAAGCAAAUAAGCUCCUUUACAGCAAUCACUUGGAUAGUAUUAAAGGUGGACAUUGUAAAAGAACAACUUCAGAAAUAUUUGCAGAGAUAGAGGCAUGUCUGAAUGAAGUUAGAGACGAAGUUUUUACUAAACUCCAGCCCCAGUUGAGGUGCACUUUGGGCGAGAUGGAAAGCCCUGUGUUUGCAUUUCCCCUGCUGUUAAAAAUAGAACCUCACAUUGAAAAACUCUUCACAUACUCAUUUUCUUGGGACUUCAAAUGUUCACAGUGUGGAUACCAGUAUCAAAACAGGUGUAUGAAGAGUCUGGUCACCUUUACAAAUGUCAUCCCUGAGUGGCACCCACUUAAUGCUGCCCAUUUUGGUCCAUGUAACAGUUGCAACAACAAAUCACAGAUACGGAAAAUGGUAUUAGAAAUCGUGCCUCCUGUCUUCAUGCUGCACUUUGUGGAAGGCUUGCCGCAGAGCGACCUGCAGCGCUACGCCUUUCACUGGGAAGACAGUCUUUAUCAAGUGACCUCUGUAAUACAGUACCAAGCCAGGAGCCAUUUUAUAACGUGGAUUUUAGAUGCUGAUGGAAGUUGGCUGGAAUGUGAUGACCUGAAAGGUCCCUGUGCUGCAAGGCACAGGAAGUGUGACGUUCCUGCUUCUGAGAUUCACAUUGUUAUUUGGGAAAGAAGGCUCCUCCACGUGACAGAUGAAGAAGCUGCUUCCGUCCCACUUACAAAGCCCAAUGACCGUGAUGCUGCAGGCAAGAAGAGGCCCGCCUCGCCCGCCCCGGCUGCUCCCUGCACCCACCUGCCUCCCGCCUCUCCCACGCUUCCACAGGACGGAGCUGGACAUCAUGGCUUGCCUGAUAGUAUUGUACCUUCCACGCUUGAAACUAGCCGAGAAGCUGUGUCCGUUAUUCAGAUGGACUUCAAGGAUCCCCCAGCAGAAGACAGACCGUGGGCUGAGACGUCGGGGCUUCUUGGAGCGACGGCCUCUUCGCUGUCGGGUCCGCGUGGAGACCCGCCGGCCCGCGCCCCGCCCGUAGGUUCGGCAGCGGGCGACACAGACGUGCCCACUUCGGUGAGCAGAGCCCCUGCGGCCCGCGCCGCCCGUCCUGUGCGGGCAGAGGCGUCCGCGGAAACCGAGGACACUCCGUUGCCAUUCCUUCCGGUGGCAACGGGGAGGCUUAAACCGGAACAACGGGCCCCUUCUCGGGGAUCUGAGCCGGGGAGGGAGACGAGCGCGCCCGCGAAGGAGAGCCCCAAGCGGCCGUUCGUGGGGAGCUGGGUUCAGGGUCUCUUGCGCAAGGGCGCCGCUUUCAUGCCCCCCUGUGUUUCAGCGCACGCUCGGAGCAGCCUGGUUGAGCUGCAGCCCGCAGCUAAGGGAGCCACUAAUUUCGAUGGUUUUAAAAUCAAAGGCGCGCGCCGGAAGUCCAGCCGGACGCCGAGGCGAACCUGCAGGUGUGUCGCCGAGGAGCCCGGGGCCGGGAGCGGCGCCCCAGCAGCCGGCGGCCCCGGCGCAGCCCCACCCGCUCCGGGCAGCGCCGCCCUGGAGCCGCGCGGGGCGGAGGCGAGCCCGCCGCUCGCAGCCGCAGCUCGGAGACGUGAGCACGGCGUCGCCUCAGCCAGUCCCGGGGGCAUGGCUGAAGAUCAGAUUCAUAAACUUCGUCUAAAACUUCUUAAGAAACUAAAGGCAAAAAAGAAGAAAUUAGCUUCUCUUCAGUCUUCUCCCCAAACUGUAACACCUCCAAGUGAAAAUCUAGAAUCUCUGUCCCACUGUGGGUCCCCCAGUGAUGGGGAGUCCAUUGAAGAUCUUCUAAAGGAGCUACAGUAUCAAAUUGACGCUGCAGAUAACAAGGCCAGAUGUACCACUGCUCCUCCCGUUAGCUCGCACCCUAGUCAGAGUCAAGAAGACAUCUUAGCAGAAUUACUGUCUCCUACAACCAUUUCCACAGAGCUCUCCGAAAGUGUGGAACCUGACUUUAGGUAUUUAGAAAUGGGAGAUAGCAACAGCCCAGCACCAGCACCUAGUGAACUAAGCACCCAUCUGAAACAGGACCAUAAUUACUGUAGCCCUGUCAAGAAAACUCAGUGUGAAGUUGAAUCAGACUCACUGGCAAACAGUGCCUGCAUCAGAGCAUUGGACUUGGAGAGUCCUAUGAAGACUGACAUUUUUGAUGAAUUCUUUUCCACUUCAUCAUUAACCACGUUAGCAAAUGACACAUUAGACUUACCUCAUUUUGAUGAAUAUUUGUUUGAGAAUUGCUGAAUGCUUCUUAACUUUUUAGUUUAGUAUUUAUUUCUAAGGUGUAACCUGUUUCGGGUAGUGCUAAUUGGCACACACUGGCCUUGUUUAGUAACUAACUGUGAAUAAAAUUUAAACAGGUGCUUUAUAUCCAAGUCUUCCCAUGGAAUGUGUAAUCCAUUUUAUAAAUUAAAAUCCUCGGGACUGUG
Messenger RNA from Jaculus jaculus (lesser Egyptian jerboa), 3479 nucleotides. RefSeq names its product ubiquitin specific peptidase like 1 (gene Uspl1). The coding region runs from base 214 to 3294 and encodes 1026 amino acids. Gene Ontology annotation, cellular component: Cajal body. Lineage: Eukaryota; Metazoa; Chordata; Mammalia; Rodentia; Dipodidae. The record is from RefSeq and is a predicted model, not a curated record. Gene Ontology annotation, biological process: protein desumoylation; Cajal body organization. Gene Ontology annotation, molecular function: SUMO binding. The transcript has 9 exons.